UGCUUGUCCCCCCAGGUUUGGAGUACACAAAACGUGGAAACACAUUCUUGAGUUGCUCAAGUAACGCUUUAACCUCUUUGUAUACCUUAAUCCACAGAGCUGGAUGAUCUUACCACAAGUUGUCAUCUAAGUAGUAACACUAAACCGUCGAUAUGGUCGCACGUUGGACAACAGCUCUGGCCGUUGGCCUACUCACCAUAGGCUCAAACGCCUCCCCAUUAGAAACAGAGAAGCUGUCAAAGCGCGCGCCACCAUUCAACUACAAUGGCGAAAAGGUUCGUGGCGUAAACACAGGCGGCUGGUUCGUUCUCGAGCCCUGGAUCACACCCAGCAUCUUCGAAGGCAACGAUGCAAAGGAUGAGUGGACCUUCACAGAAAUUCUGGGCAAGGAUGCCGCAAAGUCGAGACUCCAAGAUCACUGGAACUCCUGGAUCACGCAGGACGACUUCAACCAAAUGGCGGCCGCAGGGCUCAACCACGUGCGUAUCCCAAUCGGGUACUGGAGCGUAAUCGCUCGCGACGGUGACCCAUACGUCCAAGGAGCGUACGACAAGCUCGGCGAGGCGCUUGAUUGGGCGAGUGGUGCUGGCUUGAGUGUCAUGAUCGAUCUACACGGUGCUCCUGAGUCGCAGAACGGCUUCGACAACUCCGGCAAGUACGGCAACGUCGGCUGGACCCAAGGCGGCUCCGUCGACCACACCAUCCGCGUGCUCAACAAGAUCCGCGAUGACUACGCCUCGCAUCCCGCGGUCUCCUCCAUCCAGCUACUCAACGAGCCGCUCGGCCCCAACCUCGACAUGAACACUGUGCGCCAGUUCUACAUGGAUGGCUGGGGCAACCUCAAGGACUCCAACGUCGCGGUCGCCUUCCACGACGCCUUCCAGGGCGUGACCUCGUGGGGCGACUGGGGCGCCGGCAUGUGGAACCUGCUGCUUGACACUCACCACUACGAGGUCUUCACGCUGGACGCUGUCGCCAUGAGCAUUGAUGAUCACAUCAAGACGGCGUGCGGGUUCGGCAACCAGAUGGCGAGUACGGGCAAGUGGACCGUCAGUGGCGAAUGGACGGGCGGUAUCACCGACUGCGCCAAGUGGCUGAAUGGCAAGGACAAGGGCGCGCGCUACGACGGGUCGUUUGGCGGCGGCUCCAGGAUCGGUGACUGUGCUGGCAAGUCGACCGGCACUGUUGCUGGGUUGUCCGAGGCGGAUAAGACGAAUGUUGGGCGCUUCAUUGAAGCGCAACUCGACGCCUAUGAGAAGGCUACUGGUUGGAUCUUCUGGACAUGGAAGACCGAGGGUGCGCCCGAGUGGGACAUGCAAGACCUGCUUGCGAACGGCAUCUUCCCUCAGCCGUUGACAGCGCGAAAGUACCCUGGCCAGUGCGGCUGAGCACGUUCGCAUUGUCUGUUGGACGAACCAAAACGUUCUUGUCGGUAGACUGUUUCACUCGCUCCACGCAAAACUCCACCUUCGCCAAACAUGCUCGAUUUGAGUAAUGAUGUCACGAAAUAUGUUUCGAAGAUACCCCAAUCCCGAUCGCUUGCUGCACAUGGCUUCUUGGGAAGUCUUGGUCUUGGACCCUGGCACGUGGUGGAAUUGUGUAGGUUACAUAGGUAGCAUUAGACGGUCGUCAGCUGUAUAUGCAGUGACGUACGCAGUCAUAAAAACAACAAGAUAUGAUAACAAACCUCGUCCGAAAUAC
Messenger RNA from Boeremia exigua, 1701 nucleotides. RefSeq names its product glycoside hydrolase superfamily. Bases 153 to 1388 code for a protein of 411 amino acids. The record is from RefSeq and is a predicted model, not a curated record. Gene Ontology annotation, cellular component: extracellular region; cell surface. The transcript has 5 exons. Gene Ontology annotation, molecular function: glucan exo-1,3-beta-glucosidase activity. Gene Ontology annotation, biological process: glucan catabolic process. Lineage: Eukaryota; Fungi; Ascomycota; Dothideomycetes; Pleosporales; Didymellaceae.